Tympanuchus pallidicinctus (lesser prairie-chicken) is the source of this 1671-nucleotide messenger RNA. It is a transcript of the gene CHRNB2, whose product is annotated as cholinergic receptor nicotinic beta 2 subunit. Bases 95 to 1570 code for a protein of 491 amino acids. The record is from RefSeq and is a predicted model, not a curated record. The transcript is spliced from 6 exons. NCBI's taxonomy places the organism in Eukaryota, Metazoa, Chordata, Aves, Galliformes, Phasianidae. Gene Ontology annotation, molecular function: acetylcholine-gated monoatomic cation-selective channel activity; transmembrane signaling receptor activity. Gene Ontology annotation, biological process: monoatomic ion transmembrane transport; nervous system process; chemical synaptic transmission. Gene Ontology annotation, cellular component: synapse; neuron projection; postsynaptic membrane.
GGCUCCAGCACCGCGGAGAGCGCGGGCAGCACCGGGGACAGCGCCGGGGCAGCGGCACCGGGACCGGCACCGGCGGAGGCAGCGGGCCGCCCCCAUGGCGCUGCUUCGCGUCCUCUGCCUCCUCGCCGCGCUCCGACGCAGUCUGUGCACGGACACGGAGGAGCGUUUGGUGGAAUACCUCCUGGACCCCGCACGCUACAACAAACUCAUCCGCCCGGCCACCAACGGCUCGCAGCUCGUCACCGUGCAGCUCAUGGUGUCGCUGGCACAGCUCAUCAGCGUGCACGAGCGGGAGCAGAUCAUGACCACCAACGUAUGGCUGACCCAGGAAUGGGAGGACUAUCGCCUCACCUGGAAGCCGGAGGACUUUGACAACAUGAAGAAGGUCCGCCUGCCCUCCAAGCACAUCUGGCUGCCUGACGUGGUGCUCUACAACAACGCCGACGGGAUGUACGAGGUCUCCUUCUACUCCAACGCCGUCAUCUCCUACGACGGCAGCAUCUUCUGGCUGCCGCCCGCCAUCUACAAGAGCGCCUGCAAGAUCGAGGUGAAGCAUUUCCCCUUCGACCAACAGAACUGCACCAUGAAAUUCCGCUCCUGGACCUACGACCGCACCGAAAUCGACCUGGUGCUGAAGAGCGAGGUGGCCAGCCUGGAUGAUUUCACACCCAGCGGCGAGUGGGACAUCGUGGCGCUGCCGGGACGGCGCAACGAGAACCCGGAUGACUCCACCUACGUGGACAUCACCUACGACUUCAUCAUCCGGCGCAAGCCGCUCUUCUACACCAUCAACCUCAUCAUCCCCUGCAUCCUCAUCACCUCCCUGGCCAUCCUCGUCUUCUACCUCCCCUCCGACUGCGGCGAGAAGAUGACGCUCUGCAUCUCCGUCCUGCUCGCCCUCACCGUCUUCCUGCUGCUCAUCUCCAAGAUCGUGCCGCCCACCUCGCUGGACGUGCCGUUGGUGGGCAAGUACCUCAUGUUCACCAUGGUGCUGGUGACCUUCUCCAUCGUCACCAGCGUCUGCGUGCUCAACGUGCACCACCGCUCUCCCACCACUCACACCAUGCCUCCCUGGGUGCGCACCCUUUUCCUCCGCAAGCUCCCGGCGCUGCUUUUCAUGAAGCAGCCGCAGCAGAACUGCGCACGGCAGCGCCUGCGCCAGCGUCGCCAAACCCAGGAGCGAGCCGCAGCCGCCACGCUUUUCCUCCGGGCCGGCGCUCGUACCUGUGCCUGUUACGCCAACCCUGGGGCUGCCAAAGCCGAGGGGCUCAAUGGCUACCGGGAGCGGCAGGGGCAGGGGCCGGAUCCCCCGGCACCGUGCGGCUGCGGGCUGGAGGAGGCGGUGGAGGGCGUGCGUUUCAUUGCGGACCACAUGCGCAGCGAGGACGACGACCAGAGUGUGAGUGAGGACUGGAAGUACGUGGCCAUGGUCAUCGACCGCCUCUUCUUAUGGAUCUUCGUUUUCGUCUGCAUCUUCGGCACCGUCGGGAUGUUCCUGCAGCCCCUCUUCCAGAACUACACCACCAACUCCCUGCUGCAGCUUGGCCAGGGCACCCCCACCUCCAAAUAGUGCUGGGGAGGGACGGGGGGUGGGGGGACGGAAUGAGCACAGGGGACGGUGAGCUUUGUGCUCUCAGCCCACACUGCAAACCAAUAAACACUGACACCGGA